Molecule: messenger RNA, 920 nt
Organism: Populus trichocarpa (black cottonwood)
Lineage: Eukaryota; Viridiplantae; Streptophyta; Magnoliopsida; Malpighiales; Salicaceae
Product: transcription factor SRM1
Exons: 2
Coding region: 34-741 (235 amino acids)
Molecular function (GO): DNA binding
Source: RefSeq, a predicted model, not a curated record
UUCUCCCACCAAACCCCCAUCCGAAACCAAAAAAUGCAUCAAGACUUUAACUUCCAAACUCGGUGCUUGACUCAGCCGCCUCAUGCCACAGCCGCCACUCGCUGGACUCGCGAGGAAGACAAGAUUUUUGAACAGGCUCUAACUAUUUUCCCUGAGAACUUGCCAGAUCGGUGGCAGAGCAUUGCAAACCAUAUCAGAAAAUCAGCGUGGGAAGUGAAAGAACAUUAUGAUAUCUUGGUUCACGACGUUCUUGCAAUAGAUUCGGGCCGUGUUGAAUUGCCAACUUAUAGGGACGAUGAAUCUGUGAGUUGGGAAUCCAGCGGCGGCGACGACGGCGGGAUGGUCGCUGCGGGUGCGCCGCCGUCUGGUCAGAUUUGUUUUGGUGGCAAAGGAAAGCAAGAUACGGAACGGAAGAAAGGCACACCAUGGACUGAGGAUGAACACAAGCUGUUUUUGGUUGGAUUGAAUAAAUUUGGCAAGGGUGAUUGGAGGAGCAUCUCAAGGAAUGUGGUCAUUACCAGAACACCAACACAAGUAGCUAGCCAUGCACAGAAGUACUUCCUCCGCCAGAAUUCGGUGAAGAAAGAGAGGAAGAGAUCUAGCAUUCAUGACAUUACCUCAGUGGAUAACAACACUGUUGGUCCUUCAGCUGAUGAUUAUUGGAACUCUCCGCCUGGCCCUCCAGCUAAUCAAGACGGGCCACCGGGUUUGGGUUAUCAAAACUUUAGAUUUCAAAUGUAAAAAUGGUUAAUUAGUGUAAACAUCAUUGUACUACCCGCGUCUCUCAUUCAAUCAAAUCUGUUAUUGUUUAGGUUAUUGGUGUUUCGUCGCUAUAGUCUAUUGGUGUUCAUUUUAGCUGUAGGCAGAUGCUGUAUAAACAUAAAUUCAGAGUUAUUAAAAUUUUCUGUUCCUAUUGUCAA